Lobosporangium transversale is the source of this 1059-nucleotide messenger RNA. RefSeq names its product S-adenosyl-L-methionine-dependent methyltransferase. Lineage: Eukaryota; Fungi; Mortierellomycota; Mortierellomycetes; Mortierellales; Mortierellaceae. Bases 1 to 1059 code for a protein of 352 amino acids. Gene Ontology annotation, molecular function: methyltransferase activity. The record is from RefSeq and is a predicted model, not a curated record. The transcript has 3 exons.
AUGAAUGGUUACACCCCUUCCGUCAUUGCUUCAACCGCCAACAACGAGAGCUUUUAUCAACAACGUGCCAACACCAUUCACUCUACUAACGGCGCUAAAUCUGCACAGCAAAACUUCCGCUGGAUUGAUGGAAGGCGCCAUCACAACAACGAGGAUGCCGUCUAUGUACUUCCAAAUGAUAUUGAUGAAAUGGAUAGACUUCACCUUCAGCAUUAUGUUAUUCGACACGCGUUUAAUGGAAACACGCGCGCCAAGUUUGAUGGCAAGAUUCACAAAGAUGUUCUCGAUGUUGGUUGUGGUCCAGGAACAUGGAUUUUAGAAAUGUCAACGGAACAUACCGAAACCAAUUUCACAGGUAUCGACAUAUCCGCUGUUUGGCCAACAGAAAUCAGACCUCGCAAUUGUCGCUUCCAGGUUGUUAAUGCUAUUCAAGGCCUGCCAUUCGAGGAUAAUACCUUUGAUUUUGUUUAUCAGAGAUUUAUGAUCUUGGCCUAUCCUGCCAAAGAUUGGCCAUUCAUUGUUCAGGAAUUGGUGCGCGUCACCAAACCAGGUGGCAUUAUUGAGCUGACAGAGAUGCCAGUUGCAACAAGCUCCAACGGUCCAGAGCUUACUAAAAUACUGGAUGUCCUUGAAAGAGGGUGCAUUUCCAAAGGGCUAGAUCCCAAAGUGGCAAGGAAGCUUGAUAUUUUGCUACAGGAGGCAGGCAUCAAAGACGUCAAAACUAGCCAUACCUCUAUCGAAAUUGGUGCCUGGGGUAAAAAAGUUGGCCAACUAAUGCGUGAAAACAUGGCUGGACUUUGGUCAAGCCUGAAGGGCUGGCUCAAGGAGCUGACAGGAAUGACAGAUGCCCAGUAUGACAGCAUGAUCAAAAGAAUUUUUGUAGAGUAUGAGGACUACCAAUGUUAUGUCAAUUGCUAUUGCGCAUGGGGUGUAAAACCUCACCCAACGGAACAUCUCUCUACGUCACCAGUAGCAUCAACGACUCUAUCGUCUCAAACAGAUCCAUCCAUCAUUGGUGGAAUACAAGGCAUUUCAGCACGACAACCAGUAGUAAUGUAA